This is a messenger RNA of Dentiscutata erythropus, 202 nucleotides long. The record is from the annotation of a GenBank genome assembly. Lineage: Eukaryota; Fungi; Glomeromycota; Glomeromycetes; Diversisporales; Gigasporaceae.
AAGCAGCUGAAAAGGAUAUCGGUGAUCUUGCAGAAGCUUUAAAACCUGGAAAUACUCCUAAAGGUAGAUCUUUUCUUCAAGAAAUUUCUAAAGAUUUACCCCAUUCUGACGCCUCAUCUGAAAUGGAAGAAAUACCUCUCUCAACUGCACAGGGAUUUCUUCUCUUAUACUUUGGGAAAGCAGAUGCAGAAAAACUUAAAGA